UUUGCGUCUAUUGUACUCCAUCCAAAAGCUCCUACAUAUACACGCAUUUAUACUUUGUGAUAUAUAACAACAACACCAACAUGUCUAGCACGGCCGACGUCGUGCUGCUAACAACUGCAACUCCAUUACCUUGCAAGCCGUUUUCACUCAGUCCGUUGCGUUUGAUCGAUAGAGCCGUGUUUUUAUGGCGUACAAUUUCGUUUUGAGAUUUUGAAAUCUUUUCAAAAACGAAUACAAGUGAAUGUUUAAUUUUUUUAGGCAGCUAAAAUUUCAGUUUUUCUUAUUUAUGCCAGUUGUAAAGAGCGUCGUGAAACUACGGUCUAAUUUUGCAGUUGUGUUUGAUUAGAAUUAAAACGAAAUUCACAAAUAACACUUUUUAAUUUCAAAUUUAAAUUCUACAUAUAUUCGUUGGUUAUAAAAUAAAGUAAAAGAGUUUGUUGUUGUCAUUGAAAGAAAGCGACAAAUCCGGCAUUUUUUUAGUCGAAUUCAAGCUUGUGUUCGACAUGUCUUCGAUUGAAUCCAAACGAGUGCAGUACCGCAAGUACUUGGAGCGCGCCGGUGUUAUAGACGCACUCAGCAAGGCGCUGAUUAAACUCUAUGAAGAACAGAAUAAACCAGAUGAUGCCAUACGCUUUGUGCGUAAAUUUAUGUGUGAGUCUUGCCCGGAUGAUGAUCAGUUCGACAUGAUGAAAGCUGAUCUCGAUGAAGCCAAUAAGACUAUAGCACGGCUGGAGCAAGAAUUGGAACGUUUGCGCAGUCAAAUCAAGAAGACACCCGAGGAGAUCGCUGAGUUACUGGAGGAGGGCUUCAAGAGUCUGACGGAGGAUGAAGAGUACAAUAGCUCACUGCUACGCAAAUAUUUGACGCGUGAAGUGUUGGACGAGUAUAUGAUGACGACAACUGCAGCGCCCACUGAAGCCAAUCUUUUCGAUUGUAUACAAUCGGGUACAACACAUCACGACUCCAGUUGUGGCGUUUAUGCUGCUGAUGCCGAAUCGUAUGAUGUCUUCACCAAACUCUUCGAUCCGGUUAUACGCGACUAUCACGGUCAAUUGGAAAAUGAGAGCGAUAUACUGCAAAAGGAAACCGAUUGGGGUAAUGUAGAUGAGAUUGAAAACUUGGAUCCGGAGCGCAAAUAUAUACUGUCGGCAAGAAUUCGCACAGCGCGCAAUCUGGAAGGCUAUCCGUAUUUCCCGAAAUUGCGUGAGAAACAGUAUAUUGAAAUAGAGGAGAAAGUGCGUUCAGCCGCUGAGGGUUUGGAUGGUGAGCUAACUGGCGCUUACUACAGCAUGGGCGAGAUCGAGCCAGAUAUUCAACGUGAAAUGGUCGCACGCCAUAUACUGUUCAAACGUGGCGAUGAAUACUUAACCACUGCAGGUUGUUAUCGUUUUUGGCCUACCGGCCGUGGUAUAUUCCAUAAUCCGGCUGAAACAUUUUUAAUUUGGGUUAAUGAGGAGGAUCAUUUGCGUAUAAUAUCGAUGGCCAAGUGCGGUGAUUUAGGCGACGUCUAUAAUCGUUUGGUUACGGGCAUAACCGAAUUGGAGAAGUCACUGCAAUUUGCGCGUCAUCCGCGCUACGGCAACUUGACAGCCUGCCCCACUAAUCUUGGCACUACGCUUCGCGCUUCGGUACAUAUUCGCUUGCCAUUGCUGUCCGCGCAGGAGGAUAAGCUCAAGGCCAUGGCGGAUGAGUUGAGUUUGCAAAUACGUGGCACAGGUGGUGAGCAUACACAAAUAGAGGAUGGUGUUAUGGAUAUAUCGAAUAGACGUCGCUUGGGGUUUAGCGAAUUUGAAUUGGUCAAAUCGCUACAGGAGGGCAUAGUCGCAUUGAUUGCCGCUGAAGAGGAGCUUGAAGCUGGCGGUGGUGAGGAUUAAGCGCAUUAAAACACUCUAUGAGUUUUUAAAACGUCUAUGAGUCUGCUGACAAAAUUUGAACUAUAUUUCUGCAGCAACAACAGCAAGUAAAAUAAACUUAAUUUCACACUAUUCUUAUUUAUAAAAUUCUUUAAUGUUUUAGCGUAAUAUUUUCUGUUAUCCAUUCAAGUUUUAACUAUGACUGAAUUCGUGAAACUCGCACUAAUAAACUCUGAAAUCACUUGUUUCUCAUAGUGAAGAUA
This is a messenger RNA of Bactrocera tryoni, 2116 nucleotides long. RefSeq names its product arginine kinase. Gene Ontology annotation, biological process: phosphocreatine biosynthetic process. NCBI's taxonomy places the organism in Eukaryota, Metazoa, Arthropoda, Insecta, Diptera, Tephritidae. The record is from RefSeq and is a predicted model, not a curated record. The transcript has 4 exons. Bases 504 to 1874 code for a protein of 456 amino acids. Gene Ontology annotation, molecular function: creatine kinase activity.